AUGGUGAGUGUGUGGCCGCUGCCACCAACGUGGUGGUGGAGCAGGAGGCUGAUCAGCAGAAGCUGGUUUAGUUGGUCCUUCCUGGGCUGGAUGGAAACCGGCAGCCAUCAGCUGCUUAAUUUUAUCACCUAUGAUGAUGUGAAUGUGUACUUCACUCAGGAAGAGUGGGCUUUGCUGGAUCCUUCCCAGAAGAAUCUCUACAAAGAUGUGAUUAUAGACACCUACAAGUACCUUACAGCCAUAGGCUACAAUUGGGAAGACCAUAAUAUUGAAGAACAGUGUCAAAGUUCGAGAAGAUAUGUAAGGAAUGAAAGAAGACAUAUUUAUGAGAAGCACUAUGGAUGUAAGCAGUAUGGUAAAGCCUUGUCCCAACCCAGUGAUAUCCUAAUGCACAAAAGAACACAUACUGGAGAAAAACCCUAUGAAUGUAAUCAGUGUGGUAAAGCCUUUUCACAGGAUAAAAAUCUCGAAAGGCAUAAAAGAACACAUAUUGGAAAGAAGCCCUUUAAAUAUCAUCAGUGUGGGAAAGCCUUUUCACAAUUGAUUAACCUCCACAUUCAUAAAAGAACACAUACUGGAGAAAAACCCUACGAAUGUAGUCAAUGUGGUAAAGCCUUUUCAAACCUCGGUACACUACAAGUGCAUAAAAGAACACAUACUGGAGAGAAACCCUAUGAAUGUAUUCAGUGCGGCAAAGCCUUUUCUCAACAGGGAAAUCUCCAAAUGCAUAAAAGAACACAUACUGGAGAGAAACCCUAUGAAUGUAUUCAGUGCGGCAAAGCCUUUUCACAGCACUCUAGUCUACAAAUGCAUAAAAGAACACAUACUGGAGAGAAACCCUAUGAAUGUAAUCAGUGUGGUAAAGCCUUUGCAUGUUGUAGUGCUCUCCAGAGACAUGAAAGAAUUCAUACUGGAGAGAAACCCUACAAAUGUAAUCAUUGUGGGAAAGCCUUUUCACAAGUCAGUAAUCUCCACAGUCAUAAAAGAACACAUACUGGAGAGAAACCCUAUGAAUGUAUUCAGUGCGGCAAAGCCUUUUCACAGCACUCUAGUCUACAAAUGCAUAAAAGAACACAUACUGGAGAGAAACCCUGUAAAUGUAAUCAGUGUGGUAAAGCCUUUGCAUGUUGUAGUGCUCUCCAGAGACAUGAAAGAAUUCAUACUGGAGAGAAACCCUACAAAUGUAAUCAUUGUGGGAAAGCCUUUUCACAAGUCAGUAAUCUCCACAGUCAUAAAAGAACACAUACUGGAGAGAAACCUUAUGAAGGUACUCAAUGUGGUAAAGCCUUUUCAUACCUCCGUACACUCCAAGUCCAUAAAAGGACACAUACUGGAGAGAAACCCUACGAAUGUAAUUACUGUGGUAAAGUCUUUUCACAAUCCGGUAGCCUCCAUGUGCACAAAAAGACACAUAUGGAGAGAAACCCUAGGAAUGUAAUCAAUGUGGUAAUGCCUUUUCAAAACCAAUAGUCUUCAAAGGCAUAAAGGAACCCAUAAUGGAGAGAUACCCUACGAAUGAUAUCAAUAUGGUAAAGCCUUUGCAUGUUGUAGUGGUCUUCAGAGGCAUAAAAGAAUUCACACUGCAAAGAAACCUUAUGAAUGUAAUCAGUGUGUUAAAUGCUUUUCACAACCCAGUUCUUUCGAAGUGCAUAAAAGAACACAUACUGGAGGGAAGCCAUAAAAAUGUAAU
Meriones unguiculatus (Mongolian gerbil) is the source of this 1690-nucleotide messenger RNA. Its product is annotated as zinc finger protein 431-like. The coding region runs from base 1 to 1470 and encodes 489 amino acids. The transcript is spliced from 4 exons. The record is from RefSeq and is a predicted model, not a curated record. NCBI's taxonomy places the organism in Eukaryota, Metazoa, Chordata, Mammalia, Rodentia, Muridae. Gene Ontology annotation, biological process: regulation of cytokine production; regulation of immune system process; negative regulation of transcription by RNA polymerase II.